Populus euphratica (Euphrates poplar) is the source of this 765-nucleotide messenger RNA. Its product is annotated as transmembrane protein 87B-like. Bases 7 to 339 code for a protein of 110 amino acids. Gene Ontology annotation, biological process: transport. The record is from RefSeq and is a predicted model, not a curated record. The transcript has 2 exons. Gene Ontology annotation, cellular component: membrane; Golgi apparatus. NCBI's taxonomy places the organism in Eukaryota, Viridiplantae, Streptophyta, Magnoliopsida, Malpighiales, Salicaceae.
UAAUUCAUGUGUUUAAUGUUGUCUCUGCAGCUUUACUUCAAAGCAACAGACCCAUUCAGUGAGCGGUGGCAGAGUGCUUGGAUCAUCACUGCUUUCUGGGACAUUCUUGCAUUUGCAUUGCUCUGUGUUAUUUGCUAUCUCUGGGCACCUUCUCAAAGCUCUCAAAGGUAUGCCUACUCUGAAGAAUUAGGAGAAGAAUUUGACCAGGAAGAAGCUCAAUCUCUUACCCGAGAAAAGCCAGAUGGCGACAUUAGUUUAGUUGAAAAGAAAGAUAAGAGUGCUGGAGGCACUCUUGUUUUUGAUGAAGAUGGCGAGGCCGAAGAGGAUAAGAGAGAGUGAUCAGCUGAAAGAUUACAUUUUAGCAAACCUUAUUGAGCAGAGCAAAAUCAUUCUAUCGAUUAGAGCUCAGAGGUGAUUAUCUAUCUGUUUUCUGUGCGCUCUGUGAGCAACAUCCCUUUCACUUGGUCUCCAGAUAUCGAAAUGUCGCCAGGGUUCUUGUUCCUCUUCACAAGAUUAGCAUUCUUUUUUCCCCACUGCUGAUGCAUGGCUAGGGCUGGGCCCGCAAACUGCUAUCAGAGAUACUGUAAAUGCUGGUUUAAAACUACAAAUAUUGGAUCUCCAUGCUUAGCUGAAGCGUGUAUCAUAGUUGAUCUACUGACUUGUGAUGCUCUAGAAAUCCUAGGCAUGUAACGUAUUUUCCAUGUGGUUACGAGAUAAACAAGUUUGCACUGUAUUUAAGGCGCACAGUUAAAUCUUUUGUUUUGU